Molecule: messenger RNA, 2006 nt
Organism: Didymella exigua CBS 183.55
Lineage: Eukaryota; Fungi; Ascomycota; Dothideomycetes; Pleosporales; Didymellaceae
Product: lytic polysaccharide monooxygenase
Exons: 1
Coding region: 334-1647 (437 amino acids)
Source: RefSeq, a predicted model, not a curated record
CGCAUCACUUCAGUGACACACCAACUCUUCUGACAAGCAAGCCUUCGUCAACAUUCCUUCUACAUUCACUCCUUUUGUGGUCGAAAGCGCAGGAUCGUCUUUCUUCUUUUCCUCCCUUCCCUUUUCCAGCGCUCUUGUAGCCGCUUCAAGGCCACUUUCAAACUUUCGAACUUUACAAACAGUGUUCACACGUUUUCAACAGUGUCAACUGACCAAGCUGUGCCAUCACCAUUGCACAACGCUGUACAAUUUCUGAUCUACUUAAGAUCUUUCCAGUCUUUCAUUCGAUAACCCAAAAGCUUUUACGACUUGAUUCUCUACGACAUAUAUAAGAUGUACACGAACGCCAUCUCACUGCUCGCCCUGGCUGGUGCUGCACAAGCACACAUGUCGCUCUGGUACCCCGGUCCCCUUGGUGGUGCGAAGGAGGCCAACACAGCUUCGACUGACUCUGACGUCGAUCCGGAGCUCAACUUCCCCCUUGGUUGCUGUGACAGCGAAGGCCAGCCCACUGCUCCUAGCCCUGGCGUCUGCCGCGGUCACCUCGAUCUCUUCGACACUGAGGAUGCUCAAGUCACAUGGCAACCGGGUCAGGAUGCCUACUUCCAGCUAUCCGACUACACUUACACUGCCGAUGCACCUGGUGGCACCCAUUACGGUGGCUCUUGCCAGGUUGGCUUCUCUACCGACCGCGGCGAGACCUGGAAGGUCGCGGCUUCCUACAAUGGCAACUGCCCUCUUCGUGGCAAGGAUGGCUCACCUGAGGUACAGACUUUCGACUUCAAGGUGCCCACGGGCAUGCCCGAGGGUAAGGCUCUCUUCGCCUGGAUCUGGCUUAACCGCGAGCACGAGAGCUUCAUGAACUGUGCCGCCGUCCAAAUCGGCGAGGGCUCCGGCAACACAACUACUCCUACCAACCCUGCCGCCCCUUCUGUCUCGGCUACAAAGCCAUCUAAGCCUUCCAGCUCUACAUACCAGCCUGAUGAUGAGCAGCCUCAGUACUCAGUAGCACCACAGCCAACCUCAACUCGCGCCGCUGGCAAACCUUCUUACCCCACUGCAUCCGCUUCGCCUGCUCAGCCUGAGGAUGAUGAGUCCACCGAGGAACCUUCUUACGACGCUCCCUCCGAGGAUGACUCUGAGGAGACCGACGACUCCGAGGGCACUGACAAUUCUGAGGAGGAGGAGGAGGACAACGACUACAAGGACUCCGAAGAGUCUGACAACGAGGAAACGGACAACAAGUGGUCCCACCCCGGCCACUGGAAUUCUAACCGCCACCAGUCUAUCAAGUACAAGAUGAUCGACGAGCACAAGUGCAAGGUUGACACUGUCACCAAGCGUGCCGAAUGUGAGUGCAAGGCUACAAGCGGUUGCUCAAAUCAGAAGCGUGCCCUUGUUGAGCGCAAGGCCGUUCGCAUAGUCCGUCGCGACGCCAUCAAGAAGCGUGCCGACGCGUGCGCUUGGAAUUCUGCUCCUUCUAUGGUCGUCUCUUAUUACACCGUCGACGCCGCCUGCGCGCCCAACGCCAAGAUGAACGUUCCUGAGUCCGACACUUUCGAGAUCGGCUGGAGUGAGCCCUGCGGUGUCGUUGAGGGUGAUGGCGAGUACCCCAUCAAGGAGAUGGACUGCAACAUGUUCAGCUAGACGCUGACUAACCCUGUUCACGCAUGACUUCUUUCUACUACAUACCCCUUUCUACUUUCUAUCCACUCGUUCACACUCUUAGGCAUGGUCCCGUUCGUUUCUUUUCGAGGUCAGGUGGUCGCACAAGGCACCAAGAUACCGGUCACUUUCUGCAUUUGUCCCACGCCGAGUGGUGGUUACACAAAAUACGGGUGAAUUUUCCCUGCAGCUCGAGAGUUUGGCACGACACAACGCAGGGGAAAAGGGCUCCUGGCUCCUUUCGUUUACUUGCAUGAUGAGCAUGAUUAUGAGAUAUUGUUACUUAGAUACACAACGCAACAUUGCUAUGACUUUAGAACUUCCACACGCUUGGUUUUCAC